Molecule: messenger RNA, 4804 nt
Organism: Symphalangus syndactylus (siamang)
Lineage: Eukaryota; Metazoa; Chordata; Mammalia; Primates; Hylobatidae
Gene: OPA1
Product: OPA1 mitochondrial dynamin like GTPase
Biological process (GO): endocytosis; mitochondrial fission; mitochondrial fusion
Cellular component (GO): cytoplasm; microtubule; mitochondrial intermembrane space
Molecular function (GO): GTP binding; GTPase activity; microtubule binding
Source: RefSeq, a predicted model, not a curated record
GCACUGUGCGCAUGCGCGGGUCCUCCACGGACCGUUCGUGCUGCCCUCCUAGAAAGCGUGAAGUGGUUGUUUCCUUGACGGACUGAGUACGGGUGCCUGUCAGGCUCUUGCGGAAGUCCAUGCGCCAUUGGGAGGGCCUCGGCCGCGGCUCUGUGCCCUUGCUGCUGAGGGCCUCUUCCUGGGUCAUUCCUGGACCGGGAGCCGUGCUGGGGCUCACACGGGGGCUCCGGCGUGGACGACUCGGCGCCUGCGUGACCUCCCCGCCGGCGGAAUGUGGCGACUACGUCGGGCCGCUGUGGCCUGUGAGGUCUGCCAGUCUUUAGUGAAACACAGCUCUGGAAUAAAAGGAAGUUUACCACUACAAAAACUACAUCUGGUUUCACGAAGCAUUUAUCAUUCACAUCAUCCUACCUUAAAGCUUCAACGACCCCAAUUAAGGACAUCCUUUCAGCAGUUCUCUUCUCUGACAAACCUUCCUUUACGUAAACUGAAAUUCUCUCCAAUUAAAUAUGGCUACCAGCCUCGCAGGAAUUUUUGGCCAGCAAGAUUAGCUACGAGACUCUUAAAACUUCGCUAUCUCAUACUAGGAUCGGCUGUUGGGGGUGGCUACACAGCCAAAAAGACUUUUGAUCAGUGGAAAGAUAUGAUACCGGACCUUAGUGAAUAUAAAUGGAUUGUGCCUGACAUUGUGUGGGAAAUUGAUGAGUAUAUCGAUUUUGAGAAAAUUAGAAAAGCCCUUCCUAAUUCAGAAGACCUUGUAAAGUUAGCACCAGACUUUGACAAGAUUGUUGAAAGCCUCAGCUUAUUGAAGGACUUUUUUACCUCAGGUCACAAAUUGGUUAGUGAAGUCAUAGGAGCUUCUGACCUACUUCUCUUGUUAGGUUCUCCGGGAGAAACGGCGUUUAGAGCAACAGAUCAUGGAUCUGAAAGUGACAAGCAUUUUAGAAAGGGUCUGCUUGGUGAGCUCAUUCUCUUACAACAACAAAUUCAAGAGCAUGAAGAGGAAGCGCGCAGAGCUGCUGGCCAGUAUAGCACGAGCUAUGCCCAACAGAAGCGCAAGGUGUCAGACAAAGAGAAAAUUGACCAACUUCAGGAAGAACUUCUGCACACUCAGUUAAAGUAUCAGAGAAUUUUGGAACGAUUAGAAAAGGAGAACAAAGAAUUGAGAAAAUUAGUAUUGCAGAAAGAUGACAAAGGCAUUCAUCAUAGAAAGCUUAAGAAAUCUUUGAUUGACAUGUAUUCUGAAGUUCUUGAUGUUCUCUCUGAUUAUGAUGCCAGUUAUAAUACACAAGAUCAUCUGCCACGGGUUGUUGUGGUUGGAGAUCAGAGUGCUGGAAAGACUAGUGUGUUGGAAAUGAUUGCCCAAGCUCGAAUAUUCCCGAGAGGAUCUGGGGAGAUGAUGACACGUUCACCAGUUAAGGUGACUCUCAGUGAAGGUCCUCACCAUGUGGCCCUAUUUAAAGAUAGUUCUCGGGAGUUUGAUCUUACCAAAGAAGAAGAUCUUGCAGCAUUAAGACAUGAAAUAGAACUUCGAAUGAGGAAAAAUGUGAAAGAAGGCUGUACCGUUAGCCCUGAGACCAUAUCCUUAAAUGUAAAAGGCCCUGGACUACAGAGGAUGGUGCUUGUUGACUUACCAGGUGUGAUUAAUACUGUGACAUCAGGCAUGGCUCCUGACACAAAGGAAACUAUUUUCAGUAUCAGCAAAGCUUACAUGCAGAAUCCUAAUGCCAUCAUACUAUGUAUUCAAGAUGGAUCUGUGGAUGCUGAACGCAGUAUUGUUACAGACUUGGUCAGUCAAAUGGACCCUCAUGGAAGGAGAACCAUAUUCGUUUUGACCAAAGUAGACCUGGCAGAGAAAAAUGUAGCCAGUCCAAGCAGGAUUCAGCAGAUAAUUGAAGGAAAGCUCUUCCCAAUGAAAGCUUUAGGUUAUUUUGCUGUUGUAACAGGAAAAGGGAACAGCUCUGAAAGCAUUGAAGCUAUAAGAGAAUAUGAAGAAGAGUUUUUUCAGAAUUCAAAGCUCCUAAAGACAAGCAUGCUAAAGGCACACCAAGUGACUACAAGAAAUUUAAGCCUUGCAGUAUCAGACUGCUUUUGGAAAAUGGUACGAGAGUCCGUUGAACAACAGGCUGAUAGUUUCAAAGCAACACGUUUUAACCUUGAAACUGAAUGGAAGAAUAACUAUCCUCGCCUGCGGGAACUUGACCGGAAUGAACUAUUUGAAAAAGCUAAAAAUGAAAUCCUUGAUGAAGUUAUCAGUCUGAGCCAGGUUACACCAAAACAUUGGGAGGAAAUCCUUCAACAAUCUUUGUGGGAAAGAGUAUCAACUCAUGUGAUUGAAAACAUCUACCUUCCAGCUGCACAGACCAUGAAUUCAGGAACUUUUAAUACCACAGUGGAUAUCAAGCUUAAACAGUGGACUGAUAAACAACUUCCUAAUAAAGCAGUAGAGGUUGCUUGGGAGACCCUACAAGAAGAAUUUUCCCGCUUCAUGACAGAACCCAAAGGGAAAGAGCAUGAUGACAUAUUUGAUAAACUUAAAGAGGCCGUUAAGGAAGAAAGUAUUAAACGACACAAGUGGAAUGACUUUGCGGAGGACAGCUUGAGGGUUAUUCAACACAAUGCUUUGGAAGACCGAUCCAUAUCUGAUAAACAGCAGUGGGAUGCAGCUAUUUAUUUUAUGGAAGAGGCUCUGCAGGCUCGUCUCAAGGAUACUGAAAAUGCAAUUGAAAACAUGGUGGGUCCAGACUGGAAAAAGAGGUGGUUAUACUGGAAGAAUCGGACCCAAGAACAGUGUGUUCACAAUGAAACCAAGAAUGAAUUGGAGAAGAUGUUGAAAUGUAAUGAGGAGCACCCAGCUUACCUUGCAAGUGAUGAAAUAACCACAGUUCGGAAGAACCUUGAAUCCCGAGGAGUAGAAGUAGAUCCAAGCUUGAUCAAGGAUACUUGGCAUCAAGUUUAUAGAAGACAUUUUUUAAAAACAGCUCUAAACCAUUGUAACCUUUGUCGAAGAGGUUUUUAUUACUACCAAAGGCAUUUCGUAGAUUCUGAGUUGGAAUGCAAUGAUGUGGUCUUGUUUUGGCGUAUACAGCGCAUGCUUGCUAUCACCGCAAAUACUUUAAGGCAACAACUUACAAAUACUGAAGUUAGGCGAUUAGAGAAAAAUGUUAAAGAGGUAUUGGAAGAUUUUGCUGAAGACGGUGAGAAGAAGAUUAAAUUGCUUACUGGUAAACGCGUUCAACUGGCAGAAGACCUCAAAAAGUUACACGGGGCUGAGCACGGUGGCUCACGCCUGUAAUCCCAGCACUUUGGGAGGCCGAGACGGGCGGAAAACAAGGUCAGGAAAUCAAGACCAUCCUGGCUAACACGGUGAAACCUCAUCUCUAUAAAAAAUACAAAAAAAUUAACCGGGUGUGGUGGCAGGCACCUGUAGUCCCAGCUACUCGGGAGGCUGAGGCAGGAGAAUGGCUUGAACCCGGGAGGCGGAGCUUGUGGUGAGCCGAGAUCCUGCCACUGCACUCCAGCCUGGGCGACAGAGCGAGACUCUGUCUCAAAAAAAAAAAAAAAAAAAAGUUACAAGGAAUUUUUUUCUUCUCUGAACUAUUUGCAAGUAAGUUGCUGACCUUAAGUCCUAUCACUUCCAAGUAGGUUCAGGUAUAGUUCUUAGAAACAGAUUUUCUCAUACAAACGCUGAUAAAUUACAAUAUCUAAUUCUCAGACCCCUUUCAAGUUUCACCUGUUGUCCCAGUAUUAUCCCUCCAUGUAACAAGAUGUCCCAGGCUCAAUACCUGACCUAGCGUCCUUUUUUUGAAGAACAGUGUUUAGAAAUGGAGACCUAGAAAUUAUAUAUGCUCACUGUUAUUGGAAUAUCACUGUUCCCUGGUUUCUCAGUGGAAAGAGCUAGGAAGUAAGUGUUGUGUAUGUUUGUGUAUGUGCAGGUGAAUAUACACACACUGACAUCUGUAUUCCUAAAUCAUGUGUAUAUUUAUAUAUUAAAAACUGUGAGUUGAUGCUGAUACUUCCCAUUUUAAUCCAGCAUUACAGGGUUUGUUCUAGUAUUCUCCCUUUCGAUAUUUGUCACUCCCUUUCCUGAUAGAAAAGAGGCUUCUAGUAUCCUUAAUAUAUUUUCGUAUUUUGGUCAGUCCUCCUAUACAUAACCAAACUUGAAUGAGGACGUGUCCUUUUCCAUUGCAGAAAUGUUCUUUUUCCCCAGCUUGGACUCAACGCUACAUACCAGGCCACCACAUGGCGCCGCACCCAGCAUUGACACUUCUUUUACCUUGUCUGGGCUCUGACAUCCAUGCCAGGUUGCUCUUCUUCAUGGAGUCCUUUUUACUGAGCUCUGCUCUGACGCUUUGUGCCAGGUGCCUCCCCAUCUCCUCCUUCCCACCUGCUAGCCCCUGUCCGACCCCACACAGAUUCCCUCCUCACCUGAAGCCAGACCAUGCCUUUGUGGAGAUACCCUCUUUAUCCUGCCUGUGCUUCACCAGCCUGUACCAGGCCGCCCUCCUGCAGAGACACUCUCCUUACUGGACCGGGCUACCAACAGCCCCAUGUGAACCCAUUGAAACCCAGGUCAGGCAUUAACACCUACAGUAGGCUACCAUGGCUUCCCCUUCCCACCCUCCUAGCUUGGCCCUACUAAUAAUCACUUUGUCACUGUUUGGGGGGAUAUUUGGUUCUUUCUUGUAGGUUCCUAGCUUUAAGAUAGGAUUGCAUACUAAAAUUUACUUAGAUCUUUGAGAACUCAAGGAAAUCAGUGAAACAUUAUUGUUAUUAAAUAAAAAUAAAAUACCUGUAGUUGGUA